Molecule: messenger RNA, 975 nt
Organism: Pediculus humanus corporis (human body louse)
Lineage: Eukaryota; Metazoa; Arthropoda; Insecta; Psocodea; Pediculidae
Product: Aquaporin-12A, putative
Exons: 5
Coding region: 1-975 (324 amino acids)
Cellular component (GO): cytoplasm
Molecular function (GO): channel activity
Source: RefSeq, a predicted model, not a curated record
AUGGUUGAACUUACGUCACGGAGAACGUUGAUAAUCGGAAUAUUGAUAGCCGUCAACACGGCAUAUUUUUUAUCCAAACGGAAAAAUGGAAAAUAUGGUUUUUUCCACAUCGAUUUACCGGAUGUUGUUUGUUUUUCACCGAGUAAAAUAGCCGUACCGUUAGAACAAUUAUCAUUUUCGACGGCCGUCAUCGUUUUGAUAUGCACGCUAAGUCACUGUUUGAGAAAAAUCAUCGAAGAACACGUUAGCGAUUCUCUCAUACGUAUAUUAUUACAAGAAGCUGUCGUGUCAGCGGAUCUUUGCGGAUGCUGUUUCGAAUUAAUCAUCGUCGCAGACAACUUCGGUAUAUGGAUGUAUGGAUUUUAUUUAUUUUUACUCACAAUAUGGUGGAGUAAUGAUUGGGGUAAUGCAAAUGGUGCACCUAACGUGCAAUUGGACGAUGUUGUUUUGGGAAAACAAGAUUUACAAUUAUCAUUGACUAAAAUAUGGGCACAAUUAACCGGAGGAAUAUUUGUUUACAAGUUGAUGCAAUAUAUAUGGAGUUUAGAAUUAAUUGAAAAUCAUGAAAAUCGCGCCUACGAAGAUUGCACGGCAGAUUUACAAGUAUCUGCAUUGCAAGGUUUUCUAAUAGAAGGCGGAGGAACUUUAGUCUAUCAAUUAAUAUCAAAAAUAAUAAAUGAUAUGCAACCUAGGUACGGAACCAUAAUAGAUUCUUUUAUCGCUACAACUUUCGAUAGAACCGGUGGUUAUUACAAUCCCGUUUUGGCAACAUCGCAUAAAUUCGGUUGCGAAGGUAAUACAUUUAAAGAACAUAUAUUCGUUUAUUGGUUUGGUACUUGUCUCGGUUCGGCUUUAUCCGUGUUUCUUUACAAUCACACGCCUUUGAAAAACGUUUUCAUCAAUAAAAAAACGACGAAAAAGACAACAACGACGGACGAACAAGAUAUCGACGGAUUUUGGGAUAAAUCCGAUUGA